Molecule: messenger RNA, 305 nt
Organism: Paramuricea clavata
Lineage: Eukaryota; Metazoa; Cnidaria; Anthozoa; Malacalcyonacea; Plexauridae
Source: the annotation of a GenBank genome assembly
GAUCUAUUUAUCCAUCGGAUCCUUUGGAUCCAUCGCAUCCAUUGGAUCCAUCGCAUCCAUUGGAUCCUUUAAAAAAAGGAUCUAUUUAUCCAUCGGAUCCUUUGGAUCCAUCGCAUCCAUUGGAUCUUUUAAAAAAAGGAUCUAUUUAUCCAUCGGAUCCAUCGGAUCCAUUGAAUCCAUCGCAUCCAUUGGAUCCUUUUAAAAAAAGGAUCUAUUUAUCUAUCGGAUCCUUUGGAUCCAUCGCAUCCAUUGGAUCCUUUAAAAAAAGGAUCUAUUUAUCCAUCAGAUCCAUUGGAUCCUUUUAA